Molecule: messenger RNA, 357 nt
Organism: Penicillium samsonianum
Lineage: Eukaryota; Fungi; Ascomycota; Eurotiomycetes; Eurotiales; Aspergillaceae
Exons: 2
Coding region: 1-357 (118 amino acids)
Source: RefSeq, a predicted model, not a curated record
AUGUUCGAAAAAACAUCUAUCCCAUCCUUAGGAUCCUCUGCGGGAAGCCAGCUGCACGAUGAGCUACCUCCUUCACCCCUCGUGUUGAUUGCGGACUCCUAUUCCGAUAACCUCGUUGUCAAAUACCUCGUGGCCCCGAUUGCCAAGCAUCCUUUCCUAACCACCUUUGCACUUCUAGCUUUUCUCUUUGGCUCUCUCCCGGUGUGUGGCCAUUGGAACGCUGAGGAGGUUUGCGAUCGGAGAUUCAACUAUCUGGCAUUUUUCAUUGCGGUGGGACUAUUGGGCUUGAAGGGCUAUGCCACUUACCUUGGGCGAAAGCUCGAAAAAGGACGGAUGGUCGCGAAAGGCUCAACUUAG